UUUAAGCUCACAAACUCAGGGUGGACACAGCUAUUCAGUGGACUCUGGGGACCGCGAGCCUUCUCACCCCACCAGAGCUGGAUGUUUUUUGACAUGGGGAACGUCAUUUUAUUCUCAGCCUUCAUCUUCAUGUGCUGCUUUUUUUCACACAAUGUCAGAGGGAACCCCAUUGGCACUUCAUCAAUAAACUGUAAAUUUGACAGUUAUAAGACAUUGCCUGCAGUGGGUGAAGGAUAUACCGGGGCUGUGGAGAAUUUGACUGGCAUCGAUCCAGGCGAGAGUGUGGUGCUCGCGGAAUUUUCAUUUCCGGACCACUUGCAUUUCCUGGAGUUGAAUUUCACACUUGGAGAUACAUUCGCGGUAGUUCAGACUAAAGGCUCACUGGAUGCUGACGUCCUGAUUGAUACAAAUGGUGAGCUUUACUACUCAGUGAAAUGUGUGAGCACGGAGGUUAUUAACAGGAGGACACUGAUAAUAAAUGACAUCAACGACAAUCCGCCCGUUUUUAAGCAGAAGGAAUACCGGAAAAGAAUAUCUGAGGCACUGCCUGUGGACUCACUGGUAGAGAAGGUUGAAGCGGUGGAUGCAGAUGUUAGCACAGUAAACAACAGAGUAACAUAUUCCAUACUGGACCCAGCACCAGACAAAUUUAUGAUUCAAAGUAAUGGGAGUAUCAUUCUGAAGAGUGCCCUGAACUACAACCUAGCCAACAGCUACAGCUUCACUGUGGAAGCUCGGGAUGCAGGGGGAUUAACAGACACCACCAAAGUGUUUUUUACAGUUGAGGACUUUGACAACACCAGUCCUUACUUUCAACGCAGCCUGUAUCAUGCAACCAUACAGGAAAACCAAAUGGGGAUGUUCAGAGAUAUCCUCCCCGAAGCCAUCCUCGCCAAAGAUGGAGACAUUGGCAUUAACGAGUCUGUGAUCUACAGCAUUAACCAAGUUUCUCCAGAUCAGUAUCAGUCUUACUUCAGCAUUGAUGAAGACACUGGUGUCAUCACCGUAGUGUCAUCGCUAGACAGAGAGGAGAUCAGCUCCAUCAUUUUGAGCAUCCAGGCCACUCAAGCGUCCGAUAGUCUGAAAACAGCAAACGCUGCAGUUUCUUUAAACAUUGAAGACGUCAACGACAACCAGCCUGAGUUCGACAAAAGCAGUUACUUCACCAGUAUUCUCGAAAAUUCCCCAAAUGGCUUCAUCCUCUUCAGGCCAAUAAUCAGCGACAAAGACGAAGGAGGGUUUAAUGGAACACUUGAAGUUCUUCCGGAGACCGUCCCUUUCUCGCUCUCUUCCGACGGCACCCUGAUGGUCAAGGAUUACACUCUUCUAGAUAGAGAAACAAGCCCCAGUUUUACUUUUCAGAUUAAAGCUCAAGAAAACCAGCCCCCCUUCCACACUGUUUUGGCCGACGUCAACGUAACUCUUUUGGAUGAAAAUGAUAACAAUCCCCAGUUUGACAACUCCGUGUACGAAGGAAAAGUUUUUAACAACCAAACAGUGGGCAUAUGGGUCACUAAGGUUACAGCUGAAGAUCCAGAUGCGGGCCCUAAUGGGAGAGUAAAAUACACCAUAGCAGGAGGAAACCAGGACGGCUACUUUAACAUCAGCGAAGACACAGGGGACAUCUCCUUAAGCAAAGAGAUCCCUUUCAAGGAGGAUGAGGUGCUCAGGUUCUCCCUGUUUGUGACAUCAAGAGACGAGGGAGCCCCACCGCGUGCUUCAUCGCUGCUGGUAAACAUCCUGGCGCCUGGUGACACCAAACCUCAGUUCCUCAGCUCCACCUACAAGGGUCGCGUGCAGGAGGAAAUGGAACCACCAGUUGAGAUCCUGAAGAUGAGCUUCCUGUCAGUAUCGUCCAUAAAUAAAGUGAACCUGCAGGUCAUGACACACGGAGACAAAUUCUCCGUCGAUUCAGAGGGCCAUUUCUCAACCUUGAAGAAACUGGACUAUGAGAGCGAGAAUAACUACACAGUGUCUGUGUCCCUCUCGGAUGGUACGAGUCACGAUCAAGCCACUGUGCUCGUGGAAGUGACUGACGUCAACGACAACCCCCCGCUAUUUACACCGAAUUCCACCAAUGUCACGGUCCCUGAGGACACUGAGAUUGGCACCAGGGUGAUGGAGAUGGCUGCCAGAGAUAGUGAUGAGGGCUUCAACGGCAAGCUCUCCUACUCAUUACAAGGAGGAGAAGGGAAGUUCUUGAUCGAUUCCCAGUCUGGCGAAGUCUUUCUGGCCAGUGAGCUUGACAGAGAGACUUUGGCUGAAAUCCGGAUGGAGGUCGUCGCCCGAGACCAAGGCCAGCCUCCCCAGUCUGCUACAGGCAGCAUACUCAUCACGGUGGGGGACGUGAAUGACAACCCCCCCCAGUUUCCAUUGACAGAGUACCAGGUGCCAGAGAAUGCCACUGUGGGCAGCAUCAUUCUCGGGGUGGCUGCUGUGGACCCGGACGAGGGUCCCAACGCCGUAAUCAGCUACCGCAUUGCCCGGCAGAGUCCUUCCUCUGAUUUGCCUGUCUUCACUCUGGACCCAGAUUCUGGGGACCUGCAGCUUAACCAACCUCUGGAUUUCGAGACGGUCAAAGAGUACGUCCUGCUGGUGGAGGCCUCAGACAGCGGGACGCCGAGACUCACCGGAACGUGCUCUGUUUUGGUCCGGGUUCAGGAUGUAAACGAUAACGCACCUGAGUUUGUGAAGGAGAAGAACGAUGUCGCCAUUUAUGAGAACCUGCCCAGCGGAGCUGCCUUUGUCACGCUGGAUGUCACAGAUAAAGACGAGGCUGGAUUUUCAGACGGUCACUUUGUUCUAAAAAGUGAAGUUUUCGGCAUAAACAAUCAAGGCACCGUGUUUCUCAACAGCAAUGCAACCUUAGACAGAGAAGAAUGUGAUCAUUAUAUCUUACAGGUGGUGGCAGUGGACUCUACUGUUGAUGGACUGAGUGCUACAGCUCAGCUCAAUAUCACCGUCUUGGACGUCAACGACAACGACCCGCAGUUCUCCCCCCACCCGGGACUCGUUCAGGUUCCCGAGGGGGAGUACUCACCCGAGUACCCCAAGGAGAUCUGCCACAUCGGCACCACCGACACCGAUGAAGGCGACAACGGCAGGGUCACCUUGUCUAUAUUCUCGUCCGACGCUGACCUGCUGUUCGAGAUCAGAGAGGAUGGGACUCUCCUUGUGGUGUCCCCCCUGGACCGGGAAACGAAGGACGUCUACGAGCUCGUGAUAGUUGCUUCUGAUAAGGGGAUACCAGCAAGGAAGAAUAUCACUGGUAUCACAGUUAGCAUCUUGGAUGAGAAUGACAAUGACCCAGAGUUCAGCCAGGAAACAUAUGUCAUAAGAAUGCUGGUGAAGGACGCUAAGGAAGGAGACACUGUAUUGACACUGUUGGCCACAGACAAGGACAUUGGCAACAACUCGCUCAUCUCCUAUAGCUUCUCUUCGGAAAGCCCUUUCCUGCUAUUGGACAGCGAGACUGGAGUGAUCACCCUGACCUCCAACGUGCGAGAUGUUACUGAGGACACAACGUUCAACCUCACUGCUCUGGCCUGGGACAAAGGGGAACCUUCACGGUCCUCUAAAGCCACCGUCCAGGUCUUCCUGUGGUGCAACAACAGCACAUCAGACAUAGUUUUCGAGAGCUACAUGUACAACUUUAGUGUGGCUGAGAAUGAACCGAGCGCAACAGUGGUGGGCACAGUGAAAGCCCUUUCGAAAAGUGACAAAGUCCAAGUCACUUACUCCCUCAAGUCGUACGAGGAGCUCUUCUCUGUGGAUGAUGACGGUAUGAUCAGUACACGGCAGACGCUGGACAGGGAAUCGCAGGAGUGGUACAGCAUAGCUGUGGAGGCUGUGGACUCCAUCGUUCGUUCUACCUCUGCUCUUGCCAUGGUGACUGUGAAGGUGCAGGAUGUGAAUGAAGCUCCUGUAUUCAACAGGACAAGUUACUCGGCCACCAUCUUCAACAGCUCUCCAUACAAACACCCAGUCGUUCAAGUGAAGGCAACAGACCCAGAUGUGGGGGAGAACGGGCAGCUGGAGUACAGCCUGCAGGAGGCCAGCCCUCUGUUCGAGGUGGAGGCCUCCUCUGGGCAGGUGUACGUGGUGUCCCUGCAGGGUCAGACUGGACAGGUGGCUCUGCACGUCAAGGCCACUGACUCUCAGGGGCUCUUCGCCACAGCCAAAGUGGAGGUUACCGUGGAGAGAAGCUCCACCAGCGACAUCGUGGUCAUCUCCAUCACCGAGGCUGCCAGUACUGUGGAGAGAAAAGCUCCGCAGCUAGAGAAGUCACUGGGACAGGUGCUGGACAUGAGCGUCACAGUCAUCACCAUCUGGGCAGCGGGCAGCAUAAGGCAGCGAUCCUCGAGGUCAGACGUGGCAACGAACAUCGGCUUCAUUGCCAAGGACUCCAGGCAAAACAUCGUGCCCUCGGAACGAGUCAGGAGCGAGCUGGAGAACCGGAGGGAGAAGAUGGAGGAGCAGCUGAAGAUGGUGUUUGGACAGGAAAUGACGUUCACCAUCGAGAACCCCGCCCAAGUGCCGGGCCCUGACCAGGCGACAGUCAUCACUCUGGGCGUGCUGCUGGGUCUCAGUAUUGCCGUCUUACUGGUCAUAUCGCCUGCGUUAUUCGUGAUGGUCAGGAAGGCGAAGACGACCAAAGGUGGUGACGAUAUGCACUGCAUAAUCUCCAGAAAUUCAAUGGAUGUCCCCGUACACCUGAAUAAGAGUCCCUCUGGUGCCAGGAACGAAGGGGACGAGGAAAUGGACCAGGACAGCAGUGACAACAGCCACACGUCUGAGUUCUGAGAUGCGGGGGCUAGUGGGGCAGCGGGUAGCAUGCCAGGGUACAUUGCAUCAUCACAGCAAAUAUAACACCAUCAAAACAGGGGAGGCAUCUGAAAGCCAUACAGAUGUACUUGUAUGUUUUACUAAUUUAUUUAUAUAAUCAUCCAGUAAAACUAUUAAAGAUCAACUUUAAAAGCCUUUAUGUGCACACAUGGAUAUUUGACCCGUUACUGACUGUACAGAAAGAAAUCUCCUCUGUCAGCAUUAAAUGAAUGUUGGUGAAUGGCA
Paramormyrops kingsleyae is the source of this 5070-nucleotide messenger RNA. RefSeq names its product protocadherin Fat 4. Gene Ontology annotation, biological process: homophilic cell-cell adhesion. NCBI's taxonomy places the organism in Eukaryota, Metazoa, Chordata, Actinopteri, Osteoglossiformes, Mormyridae. The record is from RefSeq and is a predicted model, not a curated record. Gene Ontology annotation, cellular component: plasma membrane. Gene Ontology annotation, molecular function: calcium ion binding.